Messenger RNA from Sapajus apella (tufted capuchin), 2827 nucleotides. It is a transcript of the gene ZNF416, whose product is annotated as zinc finger protein 416. The record is from RefSeq and is a predicted model, not a curated record. Gene Ontology annotation, biological process: regulation of transcription by RNA polymerase II. Gene Ontology annotation, molecular function: RNA polymerase II cis-regulatory region sequence-specific DNA binding; DNA-binding transcription factor activity. Bases 479 to 2290 code for a protein of 603 amino acids. The transcript is spliced from 3 exons. NCBI's taxonomy places the organism in Eukaryota, Metazoa, Chordata, Mammalia, Primates, Cebidae.
CGAGCCUCACCUGCCCUCCCGCCCGAAAUCGAACGCCCCGCGUGAGGGGCACCUGCUCGCGUCCCUGCAGCCCGGCCCCAGAUGCCAGGACCCCGGACUCCCAUUUACAGGCCUGGUGUCGUGGUUUGUGGAGGGUGUGGCAGGUGGAGGGACCGGUUUCUGUGAAUGUUGUUGGGACAGCUGAGCCAGGAGCGUUCACGCUGGAAUGGUAAAGUGAGGCUUGCUCUUCUCAAGAGGCUGGAAGCCAUAGGUGGUUGUGAACAGAAAGGCGCAUGGUCUGAGUUAGACUUCAGAAAUUUCCUAAAGCUACUCAGAGUUAGAACAGCCUGGAAGGGGGAUAACACCGGGAGGUUGAGUCCUUGUGCAAGGUCCCAGAGCAGGUAAGAAUCACACUGAGGACCGCGGAGCUGAGUAGCAAUGAUAAUUUUGUCAUCACCAAGUCAUCUGGCUCCAGGGCUGCUCAGGGAAACAAGGAGGCAUGAGCCCAUGGAGCUUUCAGCAUAGUUACCUGCCUCUCACAGCCUUCCUCUUCCCGCAGGUACCCAUGACUGCAGAAGCUAAAUUUACAGGCUUCACACAGGGCUCUGUGACCUUGGAAGACGUGGCCGUUUACUUCUCCCAGGAAGAAUGGGGGCUCCUUGAUGAGGCUCAGAGGCUCCUGUACCGCGAUGUGAUGCUGGAGAACUUUGCACUUUUAACCUCACUGGUUUGUUGGCAUGGGAUAGAGGAUGAAGAGACACCUGAGCAAAGUGUUUCUGUAAAAGGAGUAUCUCAGGUCAGGACUCCAGAGGCAAGUCCCUCCAUCCAGAAGACUCAAUCCUGUGACAUGUGUGUCCCAUUCCUGACUGACAUUUUGCACCUGACCGAUUUGCCUGGGCAGAAAUCAUACUUGACUGGGGCAUGUGCGGUCUUUCACCAGGAUCAGAAGCAUCAUAGUGCAGAGAAACCCUUGGAAAGGGACAUGGACAACGCCUCAUUUGUGCAGUGCUGCCUAUUCCGUGAGUCAGGAAUGCCUUUCACCAGUAGUGAGGUUAGGAAGGACUUCCUAGCCCCAUUGGGCCUUCUUCAGCCACAGGCCAUUGCUAACUAUGAGAAGCCAAACAAAAUCAGCAAAUGUGAGGAGGCCUUUCAUGUUGGAAUAAGUCAUUACAAGUGGGGUGAAUGCAGGAAAGAUUCCAGGCACAAACACACUUUUGUUCACCCUAGAGUCUGCACUGGAAGAAGGUUUUAUGAAUCUAGCAAAUGUGGGAAGGCCUGCUGCUGCGAGUGCUCCCUUGUUCAGCUCCAAAGAGUCCACCCUGGAGAAAAGCCUUAUGAGUGCAGUGAAUGUGGGAAAUCUUUUAGCCAAACCUCUCAUCUGAAUGACCAUCGGAGGAUCCACACUGGAGAAAGGCCUUAUGUGUGUGGUCAGUGUGGGAAAUCAUUUAGCCAAAGAGCCACCCUCAUUAAACAUCACAGAGUUCACACUGGAGAAAGGCCUUAUGAGUGUGGUGAAUGUGGGAAAUCUUUUAGCCAAAGUUCUAACCUUAUUGAACAUUGCAGAAUUCACACUGGAGAAAGGCCUUAUGAGUGUGAUGAAUGUGGAAAAGCCUUUGGGUCCAAAUCCACUCUUGUUCGGCACCAGAGAACUCACACAGGAGAAAAGCCAUAUGAGUGUGGCGAAUGUGGGAAAUUAUUCAGACAAAGCUUCAGCCUUGUUGUACACCAGAGAAUUCACACUACAGCAAGGCCUUAUGAGUGUGGCCAGUGUGGGAAAUCAUUUAGCUUAAAGUGUGGCCUCAUUCAGCACCAGUUAAUUCACAGUGGAGUUAGGCCCUUUGAGUGUGACCAGUGUGGAAAAUCCUUUAGCCAAAGAACUAUCCUUAAUAAACACCACAAAGUUCACACUGCAGAAAGACCUUACAUAUGUGGGGAAUGCGGGAAAGCUUUUAUGUUCAGAUCUAAACUUGUUCGGCACCAGAGAACUCACACCGGAGAAAGGCCUUUUGAGUGCAGUGAAUGUGGGAAAUUUUUUAGACAAAGCUAUACCCUCGUUGAACACCAGAAAAUUCACACUGGAUUAAGGCCUUACGACUGUGGACAGUGUGGAAAAUCCUUUAUCCAAAAGUCUAGCCUCAUUCAACACCAGGUGGUUCACACUGGAGAAAGGCCAUAUGAGUGUGGCAAAUGUGGGAAGUCCUUUACACAACACUCUGGCCUCAUUCUCCACCGAAAAUCUCACACUGUGGAGAGACCUCGUGAAAGCAGCAAAUGUGGAAAACUCUUUAGCCCAAGAUCUAACAUUGUGUAACUCCACACCUCAGAAAAGCCUUACACCUGCAGGGAAUGUGCCAUCUCUUUCUUCAGUGUUACGGCUAUAGAGAGCCUUUGUGAAGGAGCCAUCUGCCUAAACCUCAUACUUCUAGACCUCCAGAUGGGUGAGACUCCCAUGAGUUCCAGGCAUGUGUGUCUUGCAGGAGCUCCUUUGUACAUUCUAAACUGCUGGAAGCCUUUGCUGGAAUUAAAUCAUUAGUCACCUUUGCAUACUAAGGCAAGGCAGAUAACCUGUGUUCUCCCAUUGCUUGGAGGAAAUUCCUUGAGCAGUCUGAGCCUUUAAGGGGAAUUCAUUCCUUUUUUUGACUGAUUACAGCAUAUAUCUGACCAGCUUUGGCCAGAAGGGCCCAGCCUGGGUUCUGCUGGAAACUGAUGUGGAAGGCCUCCCUUCAUGGAAAUUCUUGUUCUCACACGACAUGUGGUAGUUUUUCCACCCUACAAAUCACCACCUGGUAACUGGCUACCUCACAUUGCUCUAGUUUGUGUGGUAAUAAAGGCCUUAUUUAAAAAUCUA